Molecule: messenger RNA, 985 nt
Organism: Culex quinquefasciatus (southern house mosquito)
Lineage: Eukaryota; Metazoa; Arthropoda; Insecta; Diptera; Culicidae
Product: trypsin beta
Exons: 4
Coding region: 50-913 (287 amino acids)
Biological process (GO): proteolysis
Molecular function (GO): serine-type endopeptidase activity
Source: RefSeq, a predicted model, not a curated record
UUGGUGCGCCGGCCACGAAUCUCAGUUACAGUUUAGCACUCAGUUGAAGAUGUUAACCCUGAACAGAUUAUUUUUUGUCACGCUUCUUUCGCUAGGAGUUUUAGAGAUUGUUACAGGAAAUCGACUGUCCGUGGAAGAAGUGCUGGCUCGAGUGAACCGGAUACCUGCAAAGUUACAAAAUGUACUGGCCCAAGUGACAAAUGAGGUGGACAUCAAGCUGCCCAGACGAGGGGAUAAUUCUACCCGUAUUGUGGGUGGUACAGCAACUUCCAUCGAGGACCAUCCCCACCAGAUUGCUCUGCUUUACAGCGGCAGACAAGUUUGUGGUGGCUCGAUCAUAUCCCAUACUUGGGUGGCUACUGCUGCACACUGUGUCGACUACUACCCCCAGAAUGAGGAUCUGACCAUUCGCGCCGGAAGUUCAUCCCGAUCGUCAGGUGGAUCAAUCCACGCGGUAUACUACUACCAUAUUCACGAAAACUACAACCCGGACGAUUAUCCCUACGAUGUGGCCACGAUCCGUGUUCGGACUCCGUUCAGUGGUGUGGCGCGCGUUAUUCCGCUGACAACCGCGGAAUGGAUCACCGGAACGGAAGCCACAGUCACCGGUUGGGGCGUGAACGCGGCAGGUCAGACGCCGGACAAUCUGUUCCGAGUGUCGCUUCCCGUGGUGGACCGCAUCACGUGUAACGAGCAGUGGAUGGGCGAGAUAACAGACGAUAUGAUUUGUGCCGGCGCCGUGGGAAUUGACGCGUGCUCCGGUGACAGCGGGGGACCGGCGGUGCAGAAUGGCGUCCUGUACGGAAUUGUGUCCUGGGGUGCCACAGCCUGUGGAAAUGGCAUGUUCGGGGUCUACACCAACAUUGCUCACCCCUCGAUUCGGGAUUUCAUUUGGCGAACUUCGAUGGUAUAGCUUUCGAAAAACAUUUUUUGAUGAAGCUAAUGCAAAGUGUUGUACUGACUAACAAUAAAUUACAAAUUACAA